GCGGUCGCCAUCUGUGCCCCCCGUCGCCCCUUCACUCACCCAGCGAGCGCCAAGCAGCAGCAGCAGCAAGCACGACGCCGUGACAUUGCCAGGUCUGGUCCAGUCACGACUUUGCAGGAACACUACAACCUUUGUAUUGCUCAUCCUCGUCGUCCUCAAUAUCCGGCAACUCUUUGUUCUUCGUCCUUUUAUCAGUCUUCAUCUUUUCCUACUUCACAGUCUGCUGGACACGAGACGCCACCACCACCGCGACCUCCCCCCUCACCUUCACCUCCUUGACCCAGUGGCACUUUACGCCCUCCUGCUGCAAUCACCGUAUACACCGUCCGACGUUUGUCUCGCACCCCUCCCCCCGGUGGUAAACUGCGCUUGGUGCCGAAUCCCAAGCCUUCGUCAGCGUUCCCGGGCACCCCGGCAUCUACCUGCAAACCACAACGUAGCACACACAUUGCAGACCGCCACUUGCUACAUUGUCUACACCAACAACCACACGUCCACACACACCAACCCCUUCAGACGCUUUGCCGUCGCUGUGACACUCAUUGAGCCGGCCUUGCUUCGAUUUCCCUUCUCAACCUUGCUUCCUUCGGGACACCACAACUCCUACAAGCCAUGGAACAGUCACCAGAGUACGAGGACAUCCUCGACGACGAGACCCUCGCCCCACUCAAGCGUAACCACGCUUGUCUCCAAUGCAAGAAACGCAAAGUCAAGUGCGAUGCCGUUCGCCCCACAUGCAACCCAUGCUUGAGGUCGCACGCGCAUGCUCUCCGCUCGGCCCAGCGCAACAAGUCACGGCCGCCACCCCUCGUGUGCUCGUACGCCGAGGGCGAUGAGGAGGAGAUGGCGGCAGCCGAAGCCGAAGCGCAGAGGAAGCGCACAGCCAACGGCACUGCUGGACCAGGUCUGGCCAAGCGCAGCGCGAUCGGUCUCGACCGCAUUGGACGGGAAAAGAACGUCCGCGUCGAGGAGGAGAAGGACACACUGCGCGCUCGCAUCGCCGAGCUGGAAGCUCGGAUUGCAGCGCUUACUACCGAUCCUGUCCCGCCUGUGCCUCCACUUGCCCAAAGCUCUCUUUACAGCGGCAUGGCCAACAAGCCUGGCGUGACGAUUGACAAGAACGGGUUCAACCCAAUCGCGAUGGGCAACUCUUCUACCCUCAACGGCCCAGAGGCAGGCAAGAAUGGACACGUGCCCCCACCUAUUCUGCACAUUGAGACCGGCGAGCCCGGCAACUUCCAGACGUUUGACUUCUCCAACCUCCUGGUGCUGCCCGCCAACUGGCCCAAGAACCUGCCAUCGCCGGCGAUUCUCGAGCACCUCAUCGACACUUUCUUCCAGUGCGAGCCUCAGAUGCCACGCAUCAUCCACCGCUCCAGCCUCAUGGCCCGCCUCAAGCUCCCACCGACGUCUGAUGACUUUCCUUUCCCGGGCUUGUUGCACGCAAUUUGUGCUUCAGCCGCACCCCAUACACCGUGGACGACGACUCUGCAGCCUGAGGAGCUCGAGGCAACACGUAUGCGCCACAUUGCCCUUGGUCUCGACCUCGAGUCGUGCGAGGACUUUGCCAUGGCGCAAGCCGAGGCCGCCGAACGGUGUAUCCGCCACAGCACCGUCAUGUGCGUGAUGGGCCCGGGAUCGUUCAUCUUUGACGUCCUCCGAGCACAUCUCGUUCUCAGCAAUGUGUACUUUACAAAGAACAUGCCGUUGCGGUCGUGGAUCACGGCGGGUACGCCGGGACGGCUCAUCAAGGCGCUCGAGCUCAUCAACAGGAACCCUCGUAAAUCUGACAAGGGCACCCUCAUGCCCGAUUGUGCAAGCGACCGUGACCGUGAAGAGCGAUACGCCACAGUCUGGAUGGCGUACCUGACGGAAUCAACCCUGUCUGUCAACUCUGCCUGGUCGCAGAGUCUGGAAGUCGAUGAGAUCGGCAUCCCGCUGCCGACAAGUAACGACGAGUUCAACCAGAAGAAUGACUUCUUCGGUAUGAUGAAGCCCAACCCUCAGAACGCGCACGAGCACGACGUGUUGGUGAACCACCCCGUCAUCGACCCAUUCGUGCUCGUCAUCAAGUGCUCGCUCCUCCUCGGACGAGCGGCAAAGUGGAUCCGCCAGUGGCAGCAGAGAGUAAUGCAGCCUGGUGACGAGAUGGAGGGCCUCAAGAGCUCGACAUUCAUCCAGCUCAACGGCGACAUCUUUGCGUUCCAGCUCAGCCUCCCGUCGCACCUCAAGAACAUUUACCGAAGCAUUGAUGCCGGCAACGCGGCCAGCGCGUUCACCGCCGACAUUAUGAGCCUUCACGUGUUCCCCAACCUGGCGAUCUUGUUGCUGCAUGAGCAGUUCGUCGACUGGACCGGCCGCGAGACGGCUGCGCACAGUCAGAUCCAGAAGGCAUUCGAGGCGAUCGUGGGCUACAUCCACCUGGUGCCGUCGCAGCUCGACAUUACGCACCUGUUGACGCCGCUUCUCACCUUCUCCCUCUUCACUGUUGGCCGGUUCAUCAACAAGUUUAUUGCCCGUGCCAACAAGCUCCAGCAGUAUGCCCAGGCGAGCCGCUGGCGGACGGAUUUGAUGGCCAUCAUGGACAUGAUGCGUCGCUAUGGAGGCAAGCACGCACUCGGGCAACAGCUCGGAGCCUACCUCGCCAACUACCAGCGGAUGCAGGAGGACGGAACGCUGCAGAUUGAGGACUCGCAAAUAGAUGGAUCGUGCCACGCUGCUAUCCCGAAGGCGUCGCUCACGUCUGUGACGCCCCAAUCGAGCGCGACGCCCAAGUCGACCCCGGGGGGUGCACCUUCGACGAUCGGCUCCGACUGCCUGGACUGGAACUUGGCAUCGGGCGUGGCGUCUGGGGCCGGCACGAGUCCCGCAAUCCCCUCGCUCGGCAGCAGCGGACAAACACCCGAAAGCGUCGGCGCCGCAAGCUCGUCUUCCGGCGGCAACGCUCAUGGUGUCCACAACCUGGGCUUGCCGUCAGCCAAUCUGUCGGGCUUGGACGCCUCGUCGCUCAUGGAUGCUCAGGGGCAGGGCGCGACCCUUUUCGACCCAACGUUGCUCGACUUCCUAGAUCCUUCGAGCGCACAGGCCGCAUCAUUCAGCACAGGGAUCGGCGGCGGCAAGCACGGCGCCAACGACGCGACAUUCCUUGCAGAGCUGGUGAGCGGGGACGCACAGGCCUGGGGGGCGCAGUACUUUGCUCAGUCAUGAGUGAUAACAUGGCUGGCUGGAGGGGUUAGAACGGGGCGAGGUUACCCUAUACGCGAUAAGGACACGGACGCACCAAUGGGGGGCCUUGGUUGGACGGGCGCUCGCGUUAGACGAGCUGAGGCUGGCGUUGUUGUGGUGGCGCGGCGCUCGUGUGGUGGCGCAAUCAAUUUGUAGUAGUAGACAGGCCUUUUGGAGGCCGAGGUUUGUAAUUUGUGUGAUUGUAUUGGAUGGAUGUAGGAUUGUGCGUGC
This is a messenger RNA of Vanrija pseudolonga, 3456 nucleotides long. RefSeq lists its product as uncharacterized. Gene Ontology annotation, biological process: regulation of DNA-templated transcription; DNA-templated transcription. Lineage: Eukaryota; Fungi; Basidiomycota; Tremellomycetes; Trichosporonales; Trichosporonaceae. The record is from RefSeq and is a predicted model, not a curated record. Gene Ontology annotation, molecular function: DNA binding; zinc ion binding; DNA-binding transcription factor activity, RNA polymerase II-specific. Gene Ontology annotation, cellular component: nucleus. Bases 613 to 3207 code for a protein of 864 amino acids. The transcript is spliced from 6 exons.